CCGUGCUACGCUGGCACGGAGAAAAAGGAAGUGGCACGACCCACCAGUGCCCUCUGAGUCCCGGAAACCCGCGGCUCCUACGAGGAUUGGUCGGGUCGCCGCGGGUCCCGCCCGUCGCGCCCCUGGUAACUGUACAGGUCCACCUGCCGCUGCGGGCUUCGGACAACGCCGCGGCAAGGCAGGGCGGAACCCGGCUGCGGCCGCGACAACGGGGACAGGGAGGGUCGCUGUACCGCAUAGGUCCGGAGCAAUGACCACACCCAAGGACCUCACUCGGGGAGAGAACCAGGGGGUUCCGGAAUUAGCGCCCCAACAACUGCAGCUCCCGGAGCUGAUCCGCAGGAAGCGAGACGGCGGCCGCCUGAGCGAGGCUGACAUCAAGGGCUUCGUGCGCGCCGUGGUGGAGCAGAGCGUGCAGGAAGCGCAGAUUGGUACAGGGGCAGCCUGCGCUAGAGAGGGGAGUGGGCCCCAGUGCCUGCCGCCCCUGCUGCUGAUCUCACGUCCCACACAUAGGAGCCAUGCUGAUGGCCAUUCGACUGCAGGGAAUGGAUCUGGAGGAGACCUUGGCGCUGACCCUGGCCCUGGCCCAGUCUGGGAAGCAGCUGGAGUGGCCAGAGGCCUGGCGCCAGCAGCUGGUGGACAAACACUCCACAGGGGGCGCCGCCACUCCGCGCGGGGGCGGGGCCGCCGCCGCGGGCCCGGGCUGCGCGCCCGGCUGCUGACCACGGCCGCGCUGGGCGCCGCGCUGGGCGCCGGCUGGCUCGGGCUGCGCGCCGAGAAGGAGCGGCGGCGGCAGCGGGAGCGCGUCGAGGCGCUGCGCCGGGCGGCCGUGGGCCGCGGGGACUUCAGCCUGCGGGACCAGCACGGCCGGGCGCGGCGCAAGGCCGACUUCCGCGGGCAGUGGGUGCUGCUCUACUUCGGCUUCACGCACUGCCCGGACAUCUGCCCCGACGAGCUGCAGAAGCUGGCGCAGGUGGUGCGGCGGCUGGAGGCCGAGCCGGGGCUGCCGCCCGUGCAGCCCGUCUUCGUGACCCUGGACCCCGAGCGCGACGACGUCCCGGCCAUGGCCCGCUACGUGCGCGACUUCCACCCGCGGCUGCUGGGGCUCACGGGCUCGGCCGAGCAGGUGGCGGAGGUGAGCCGCAGCUACCGCGUCUACUACAGCGCCGGGCCCCCGGACGACGACGGGGACUACAUCGUGGACCACUCCAUCGCCAUCUACCUGCUGGACCCCGACGGCCUCUUCACCGACUACUACGGCCGCGGCAAGUCAGCCGAGCAGAUCGCGGCCAGCGUCCGGCGCCACAUGGCCACCUUCCGCAGCGUCCUGUCCUGAGGGGCCAUUAAACAGAGUGGACUGA
Ochotona curzoniae (black-lipped pika) is the source of this 1361-nucleotide messenger RNA. RefSeq names its product protein SCO2 homolog, mitochondrial (gene SCO2). The transcript is spliced from 4 exons. The record is from RefSeq and is a predicted model, not a curated record. Lineage: Eukaryota; Metazoa; Chordata; Mammalia; Lagomorpha; Ochotonidae. The coding region runs from base 251 to 1336 and encodes 361 amino acids. Gene Ontology annotation, biological process: mitochondrial respiratory chain complex IV assembly.